Messenger RNA from Durusdinium trenchii, 1707 nucleotides. The record is from the annotation of a GenBank genome assembly. Lineage: Eukaryota; Dinophyceae; Suessiales; Symbiodiniaceae.
CUUGGCCAUUGGAGAAAAAACAUGCUUGCACCGCCGGUCACUGGAGCGCCAUGGGCGCCCAACAUGCCGCUGCCUGGCAGCUCAAAAGAAAACAGCCGGGAGUUCCGGCGGAGCCGGAGGCAUCGAACGGCUCUUUGUUUGCUCGGCGGCGCGGUCGCAAGCCACAGGCUUUGUAGCCAAAGAGCUGCAGUGAGGACCAGACGACGAAUCCGAGAACUCGCAGCAGUGCGGACGGAUGAGGCGACGUCGCGCUUCGUCACGUGGAUGGACUCCUCGUCGAUCAAGCGGUCUGCCAAGCUGGAGAUUCUGCCCGACAAAGAAGGAAGAUGUGUGGUUUGCACACAGAGAUUUGACAGAGGCACAAGAAGUUGAAAGAUGCUUUUGGUCAAAACAUUUUGCACUCCGUGCGUUUGUUCUUUUCUAUGAUGACACACUCAUACACAGACACUCAAUGACACAGACAUACUCGUAUUCCUUGUUUUAUUCCUUUGACUUCAGACAUCAGGUUGGAGGCCAUCGCUCUUAGGUUGGAGACUGUCCGGUAUUCGUUUGACUUCAGACCGAAGGUAAGCUCUUGGUUCAACUGCCAGCAGCAGCUGCCAUCUCGGUGGAGAUGUCACCGGAGGCACCGUUAACGCCGGAGCUGAAGGCUUUGGAGCCGUGGUGGAGAAAGCAUCCACGCAGCUCCAUCCGCCUCGCCGCCAAGCUCGUCUUCCAACGCGAGCAGUUCGGGCCUUAUAUCGACAUGCUGUAUCCCUUGGAGCAGAUCUAUGCGCCUUGGCGCUGGAAGGAGCAAGACCUGCAGUUCUUACCACAGAGUUUGGUCUUAAAGGCCCAGGCUCGAAAAGAGGCCUUGGAGGCAGCAUACCAAGACCUGGAACAGGAGGGGCUCUCAGAUGCGAUACCUGAAGAUCUCUUUCUUCGUGCACACCAUGCUGUAGCCUCCCGUGCCUUUGCGGGUGAGGGCGAAGUUCCAAGCAGUAGGGCUGCUGCUUUGGCGGUCGGAGGCCUCUCCAUUUUCGCCGCUGGAUCGGCCGCUGCGCUUGGAGUCACCAGCGUUGAUUUCGCGGCAAUGGCGGGAGCCGCUCUCAUGGCUGCUUCCGGGGCAGUGGUGGUGACGAGCCAGAGCCCUCAGGUUUUAUCUCUUCUUCCAAUGAUCGACCAGGUGAACCAUCGCAGUGGCGCUCCCCCCGACUUGCAGUUUGAUCCGACCAACGGCCUGUGGCAGCUCCGGGCGACCAGAGCGUACGAGCCUGGGGAAGAGAUCGUGUUUAGCUAUGGUGACAAGGACAGUGAUGCCCUGUUACUUCAGCAUGGUUUUGUGGAAGAGGACAAUGGUGCUGACCAGCUGCGGCUGAUGGUCCCGGAGGCUGGCAGCUUUGGCCUCUCAGCUGAGGUGAAGUCUGAGCUGGCUGAAGCGGGGAUCGAGGAGCUAUGCUUCGAUGGAUCUUUGGAGAAGCUUCCAGUGUCGAAGCGCAGCUUGACGGAGGUGGUCGAAGCUACCCUGCGAUGUGCUGCGGGUGACUGCCGAAGGUCCGAGGAUGCCAAGGUUGCACAAGAAGUGUCAUCUCCUGGCAUUGGGCGAGUGCUGCUAUGCUGGCGUGGGGAGCGACGCAAGCUUCUCAAAGCAGCCGCCACACAGUGGCAGGUGGAAGAUCUAAUCGCUGAGAUAGAGGACUGAUCUUUCUUGGCAACUCGGUUCUGGUG